Eubalaena glacialis (North Atlantic right whale) is the source of this 1660-nucleotide messenger RNA. It is a transcript of the gene PRR15, whose product is annotated as proline rich 15. The coding region runs from base 703 to 1092 and encodes 129 amino acids. The record is from RefSeq and is a predicted model, not a curated record. The transcript is spliced from 2 exons. NCBI's taxonomy places the organism in Eukaryota, Metazoa, Chordata, Mammalia, Artiodactyla, Balaenidae.
GCCGCCUCCUGGGUUAUUUUUUUCUUCCCGCUGCCCCGGGGUUCUGGUUUCUAGAAUCACUUGGCGAAUAACCAGCAGGUGAGCAGAUGUCUUUUCCCGCGCGGAGGACCGACCCGGUAGGGAGCUUCAAUACAUCAGAGUGAGCCCCUGAGAUCCCAUCUCCCUGCGGCUCCCGGGCGGCGCUAUCAGGGAAAGGGGACGCGCCGGAGAAUGAAAGGCUACUAGGCGGGAGAGCCUUUCUGGCCAUUCACCUGGGGCAGUGAGCCUGGCACCCACUAGCAGGGGCGGCCUCCGGUCGGAGCCAACCGUACUUCGAGCUCCGGGCUACUGCCGCCGCUGCGCCAGGAAGUUGGAGGAGCCAGGGGAGACCAGCAACAGCAAUCGGCUUAGCUGGACUGCGGCGAUUUCGGCUAGCACACCUUCCAGAAAGAAACCCGACCUCUCCGAGACCGCGCAGAGGGACGCCGCGCCCCGACUUCCAGAUUAACCCAAGCGCACCCCCUCACGACUCUGCGCGGGGAGAGAGGCGCGGAGCCGCGGGGUCCUGGGAAGCCUGAGCAGCACAGGCCUCUGCUUCGGCGGCUCCCAGCCCGCAGCCCACUUGCGAGAAGCCGGGGCAGGGCCGGGGUGGACGAGAGAGGGGCCGCUGCCGCUGAGGCCCUUCCCCGCUCGCCGCGCCCCCCGCCACUUGGCCCGCUGGCCAUGGCCGACGGCGGCGGCACCAGCAGCUCGGGCUCCUGGUGGAGCUCACUAAAGAACAGCAGGAAGAAAAGCAAGGACGCCGCGGGGGGUGCGAAGCCUCCCGCCCAGCCUGACCCCGGGGAACCCGCGGCGCCCGCCCCGCCUGGCCCGGACUGGACAAGCAGUUCCCGGGAGAAUCAGCAUCCCAAUCUCCUCGGGGGCGCCGGCGAGCCCCACAAGCCAGACAAGUUGGGCGGGGAGAAAUCGGGCAACAGCCGCCGAAAUUUGAAGAUCUCGCGCUCGGGCCGCUUUAAGGAGAAGAGGAAAGUGCGCGCCACUCUGCUCCCCGAGGGAGUCAGGUCCUCGGAGGAGGCGAGCUUCUCUGGUGACCCGCACGACGACAAGCAGUAGCCCGAGCGCUCCAGGACUCUCUUCGCACCACGCCUCCCCAACCCCCAGGGCUAAGCCCGAGAAUUCUGCCCCGCCCCUGUACUUGGAGUCUCAUCCCACCAAAUUCAGAAUAUUCGCACAAGGCCUCCAGAUUUUAUUUUCCUGGAAAUUGACGUGACAAUUGAGUGUUCCGUAUAUCACGACUCCAGGGUGCAUUAAAUAUUUAUUCGUGGUAAGAGAAGAUAACGCAGAGGAAGUUGGCACAAUUUCUUUUUUUUUCAAAAAACUUCAGUGGCCACCUUUGCGUCGCCCGUGGGAGUGAGAAGGGUACUUUUGUAAGAGACCUUAGCUCAACUGGAAUUGCGCAGCCCUCCACUGAGGAUGGCAUGCUCUGAUUCCGAACUUGCUAUUGGAAAGCAAAUCACAGUGCUAUCUUUAAUGCCUGAGAAAUGCACUUUACAAGUACUUCUGUAGACAUACCUUAAGUGAAGGGAUGGGAGACAGCAGGAAGCGUUCUUAAGUAGAAGCAUUUUAAGUAAGGCAAGAUUGCUUUUAAUGUUGAACUGCAAAACUGUACUGCCUGUUUUAG